Sabethes cyaneus is the source of this 1656-nucleotide messenger RNA. RefSeq names its product G-patch domain and KOW motifs-containing protein-like. Lineage: Eukaryota; Metazoa; Arthropoda; Insecta; Diptera; Culicidae. Gene Ontology annotation, biological process: mRNA splicing, via spliceosome. The transcript is spliced from 4 exons. Gene Ontology annotation, cellular component: spliceosomal complex. The record is from RefSeq and is a predicted model, not a curated record. Bases 114 to 1589 code for a protein of 491 amino acids.
UUAUUUUCGUUCGGUUUCUUUUUUGAUCCGUGCGUGCGUGCCGUUAACGCGAAUCCCCGCGGAUUUUCAUCGCGAAAGCUUUUUUUUUAUUGUGAUUGCGUGUAAUUGACAAAAUGGCAGAAAAGAAAAUCAGCUUUGGUUUCAGUAAAAUUGCGAAAAAGGUAAACCUCCAAGCCGGACCAGCCGCAAUUAGUUCCGAUGCCGCAAGCGGCUCGGAUAAGGGGAAAGACGGAGAGAAGAUCGAAAUGAUUGCUUGCCUGGAAGGCCAAGCAAUCAGAAUUGUAGGAAAAGAAAACGGCGAAGAAGAACCGGCUCCGCUGGUUAUCCCUCUGCGCGAGCAAGACAAGACAACAAUCCCUGUGCGGUUAGCGAAAUUGCAAAAAAUUAAAGAUGAACGCGAAACCGAUCGAAGUGUUCCGGCCGGGGAGGAAACUCUCGAGCAGAAAGCCGCUCGGGAAUUGCUGGAAGCAGCCAGGGAACAUAAGAACAGUUCAGUGGCAAAAAAUGACAUGGUAAUUGCACUAAAACCGGAAGACUUACCGCUCGAGGGUGGGCAGCCGUCUUCGUUGGCUGAUUACGAGGCGAUGCCACCGGAAAAGUUCGGUCUGGCCUUGCUACGCGGAAUGGGUUUCAAGGAGGAUCCUAAUGCACCGAAACCGGUGGAUAAAUUGCCCGAGGUGCGACCGAAAGGUAUGGGCCUAGGGGCGGAACGGGCCCCCAAAGGGGGCAGCCGACAGUUGAUCCCUCCCGGCAAGGAUGAAGUGCUAGUGAUGGCGAAGGGUGCCUUUGUGAAGGUGUUGGCAGGGAAGCAUAAGGAUUCCUACGGAACGGUCGAAAGCCUCAACGAAGACACAUCGCGUGUACUGAUUCGCUUCGCACUUGGCGGCAACCAGGAAUCGCUAAACGAGUACCUGCUCCAGCUUGUCUCGAAAGCAGAAUACAGCAAAUACUCCAAAGUGUUGAAUAACGCUAAAUAUGAAGAAUUCAAGAAUCGUGCUUCCGCCACCAACCCCACUGCUUCUAUCAAAAAGGAAGAAGAACGCGACGAACGGAAGAUAAAACGUGAACCGUCGGAUUCGCCUCCUCCAAAGCCGCAGUCUUCCGCGUCCUCCAAUCGACAAAAGACGGAAGAGUACAGCCAACACCGGCACCGGCAUCGUGAUAAAUCUCCAUCACCGUCUCGACACGACCAUCGAGACAGAAGGGACGAUCGCGGCAAUAAUCGCGAUUCACGGCGCUACGAACGCAGCGAUCGGAGUGACAAACGAGAUCGCUACGAAUCGCGCCGGGCGCGACCCGCAGACAGCAGUCAAAGCGAGCACCGCUCGACGGACGAUAACUCGCCGGCGGAUCGCAACCGAUCGCGGCACCGGCAUAAAUCGUCCUCCUCCUCGUACGGGGGAAGAACCUCCUCCGGUACGAAAAAGAAAUCCCACAAGUACAAGCAACGCCGAGACCAUUCCCGGGAACGGCUGGCGGCGGCGGCGGCCGGUGGCGGUCAUUCCGGGUCCGACGAGGACGAUCGGCAUCACAAGAAGAAAACGAAGAAAAGCAAGAAACAACGCAGCCGAUCACGCAGCCGACGGUAGGACGUUCGUUUCCGUUUUUUCGGUGUUAAAUUUGACUGUGUGUCGAGUUUCGUGAUAGCAAGCUGUA